AUGGGGGGAAUGGAUACCCUGGGUGGAGAGGGGCCCUUGGGGGCGGCAGAAACACUGCAGAAGGAGGAUAAAUUUUUAAAAAGCGAUACGGAAGAAGACAGUGACAAUGGCCAAGUGGAAGUGAAGGAGAUUUACAAUAAAAGCAAUUUUAUUAAUGGGAAGGGUGCUAGACUAGUUCGAAUAAUGUCGGAAUUUGUGGGAGUGCAAGACGCAUUACGAGAUGAAGGAAUAUUUUUCACAGUCGUAGUUUUCGGUUCCUCCAGAUCAUUAAGUAAUGAGCAAUAUGAAUCGAGAAAAAAAAAAUUAGAAAAAAAACUUAUCAAACUUAAUGACCAAAUAAAGAACAACAUACCAUUAACAGACGCGCAGGUAGCAGAAUAUGAAGGAGUAAAAAAAAACAUUGAAAAAUUACAAAAAUUAAAAUGGACCACAGAAUAUUAUGAAAAAAUAUAUGAGCUUUCAAAACGAUUAACUUUAUUUUUUGAGACGGAAGAAGGCCAAAAGGCAGUGAAUAAUAUUUCGAUCCAUUUACCAAAGGUACAUAACUUUAUGCCAAAUAAAAAAGGGGAGAAAAGUCCAAACAAUUUUACUGUUGCCGUAUGUACAGGAGGAGGACCUGGUUUUAUGGAGGCAGCGAACAAGGGCAGUAGAGACGCCAAUGGAAGAUCCCUAGGCUUUAUGAUUUCUCUGCCAUUUGAAAAAGGAGCAAAUAAAUAUGUAGAUGAAAACUUAUCUUUCAAAUUUCAUUAUUUUUUUACUAGAAAAUUUUGGUUAAUUUAUUUAUCUCUAGCUUUUAUCAUCCUCCCAGGGGGGUUCGGAACUUUAGAUGAAAUGAUGGAGAUUCUAACUCUAAGGCAAUGUAAGAAGUUUAAGAGGAAUGUGCCUAUCAUUCUUUUUGGAAAAGACUUCUGGUCUAGCAUUCUCAAUUUUAAGAAGCUAGCUGAGUAUGGGCUUAUUUCUCAAGAGGAUCUAGAUUCCAUUUUCAUUACGGACUGCAUUGAGGAGGCAUACAACUAUGUUAUCAACCAUUUGAAGUAUGGUUCUUGUUUAUCAGACAAGUCGUGA
Plasmodium knowlesi strain H is the source of this 1065-nucleotide messenger RNA. Its product is annotated as lysine decarboxylase-like protein, putative. The coding region runs from base 1 to 1065 and encodes 354 amino acids. The transcript has a single exon. Gene Ontology annotation, cellular component: cytosol. NCBI's taxonomy places the organism in Eukaryota, Apicomplexa, Aconoidasida, Haemosporida, Plasmodiidae. The record is from RefSeq and is a predicted model, not a curated record.